AGCACUGAUGUCAACACAGGGAUGAAAGGAGGACCAGGUGAGAGCUUUACCCGUGCAGUGCUCCCCGAUCUCGGCGGCUUCGUGACCCCAGCUCCUCGGGAACCCGUUCCCCUCACCCCAGAACUUGCUCCAAGUUUAGUCCGGAGCGUGUAGCGUCAACAUCAAGCAAAACCCCCACCGAGACGCUGGAGGGAUCUCUGCGGUGAUGGCCAAGAGCCGUUCUCCAGACACUAAACCCAGAAUCUGGACCAAGUUCGCGGAGUACGUAGGUUCCUUCACUGUGGAGGAUCAAGAUCUUGAAGGAAUAACAUGGCGCAUUCAUCAACAACUUCAUUUUCUGAAGAAGUUUCCUCGAAAAAUGGCAGUAAUACUGAAAUUCUCAUCACAAGGAAUAAAGAUGUACAAUGAAAAUAAAGAGAUACUAUUGAUGGCUCAUGCCCUGAAAAGAAUCUUGUACACCACGUGCCGACAUUCAGAAUGCCAGUUUGCCUUUGUCACCCGCAACCCCUACAGGCCACCGAGUGAGCUCUUCUGCCAUCUGUUCGUUACUGCACAGCCAAAUGAGGCAAUGAUUCUCAAUUUGCAGCUGUGCCGGAUGUUCCAGGUUGCUUACUGCAUGAAAUAUGAAAAAGAGCAAGAGAGCAGUGCACCUGUCAUUAAUUGCACUAAUCAAGAAACUGUCUUGGAACCAAGCUCCCCAGUACUUUCCACAAAACACGUGAAAGAGCGGUAUGGUGAUUUGGAGGUUUCCCUGAAUGUCAGUGCCUUGGUGACCUUUAGGAGAAUUCCACAACAAGAGGAAAUCAGAUCAAAAGAAGUUGUAAAGCAAAAUGAACAGGAUUCAGAGGAAACCUUUAAAAGUGAAGAAUGUGGAUAUCCAACAAGUAGUCCAAAUGCAUGUGAUCCUUCAAGUGGACCUAAGGCCCAAACAAAAGAAUUGGAUCCACUGGAAGAAUGUCCAUUCUCUUCAUUAACACUGGUACGAAAGAAAGCUAUACGAAACAAAGGAAUCAGGUCAGGAGCUUACAGGAGCUCUACCUUCAAGAGACAAUUUCAACAAGCACUUGCAGAUAGCUACAGUUGCAGGUGGGGAGAUGAACUCCUGGAAUCUUGGAAAGCACUUGCUCCACUACAGCAUGAAGAAGUUCUAAUGGACACUGUCUGGGCCAGUGCUGGGAUACCCAGGGAUUGUGCUAUAGAACUUUUAAAACGCGAUGUUCUGGGAGCUUUCUUACUUUGGGUGAAUCCUGGCCCUCUGAAGUGCUGGACACUAAUGAUGCGGACCCCGUUUGGUGUAAUAAACUACAUGAUUUGGAAAAAUGAUGAAGGCAAAUAUUAUUUUGAGCAUCUGAACACAGAAUUCCCCAGCUUAAGAGCCCUGAUAGAACAUUACACAACAGUUGAUGAUGGUCUAUUUUGUUGCUUAAGUGCUUCAAGGAUAAACCAUUGUUAUGAAGAGCAGGAUUCUAUGGAAUAUGAUGGCUUGUCCCCAGCCCAAACCAAACCUGAAGGGAGGUUGCUUCAGACCACAGAGUAAAUCAUCCCCUGAGUUGAGGACAUGAUGAGUAAACUUUAGAUUACUGGAGACGCAAGAGGUAGCAGAUGCUGAAUCUGAGGCAACAACCACCUGCUGGAGGAAUUCAGCAGCUCAAGCAAUAUCUGCAGUGGGUUACCUUGUUUUGUAUCUGCCCGUAAGGAGACAAAUGUCAAGGUUGUAUAAUGCGCACAUACUUUGAUAAAUGUACGUUGAACGUUGGAAAGGAGCUGUUGAUGUUUCAAAUUGAAACCGUGCAUCAGUAUUGUCAAAUGUCAAAAAUUCCUUUCCCCUCAAAAAUGCUGCUCUAGCCACCGAGCUCCCCCAACAGAUUGUUUGCAACUUCACGUUAUUAAUAAUUAAACAUGUGGCCAAUAAGGAGCAUUGAACAGCCUUGUCAAGUAUGCAUACAUAUGUAAAAGCCAGUAAUAUUAAUAAUAAUAUUUCAAUUUAAUUUCUAUAUUAGCAAAGUCCUUGUUAGUUUUAAAUGGCUACAAUGAAGUUAUUUAAUUUUGCAAUGAAAAUCAGUUUUGCUAAAGCUGGUCAAGCAAUAAAUACUCUUGUUCAUUUUGCUUUCACUAAAAUUAUGACAUUAAUUUUAGUUUAUGUAUUAUGAUUCCUAAUAUAAAUACAGUAUUGAUGUACAAGUAUAAAGUCAUCUGAAUUGUUUACUUUUUAAAUGUUUGCUCAUAAAGACCCAGGAUACUGUGGGCUAAUUGUUCCUCACUAUUUUUGGCUGACCGUGUGAUUUCAGAGAAAAUCGGAAUCCGGUUUAUUAUCAUUGACAUUUGUUGUGAAAUUUGUUGCUUUGCAGCAGCAGUACAGUGCAAUACACAAAUUACUACAAUUUGCAAUAAGAAAUAUAAAAAAUAAAUAAAUAGUUGAGAAAGAGAGCAAAAUACUAAGGUAGUGUUCAUAGACCAUUCUGAUGGUGGAGGGGAAGAAACUGUUCCUAAAACAUUUGAGUGUGUCAAAAAAAGUGCUGUAUUUUGCUAUUUGACUUAAGAUAUGUACUUGUGUGUUAUAACUAUACAUUUUAUAUUUUAAAGUUGUGUAUAUUUUAUAUAGUAGUCAUGGAAAAUUGUAUAAUAAAGAGAUAUGA
Molecule: messenger RNA, 2636 nt
Organism: Mobula hypostoma (lesser devil ray)
Lineage: Eukaryota; Metazoa; Chordata; Chondrichthyes; Myliobatiformes; Myliobatidae
Gene: sh2d5
Product: SH2 domain containing 5
Exons: 12
Coding region: 206-1537 (443 amino acids)
Cellular component (GO): postsynaptic density
Source: RefSeq, a predicted model, not a curated record